CGUUUUGGCUGUGCGCCUAGUGUACAUAUAUCUUAAUGGGUAAAGCUUCAAUCCCACCUCGUAAUUAAAUCCUUUCUUUGACGCCUCCAUCUUCUCUCAAGCGCAACACCCAUACACCACCUGCCAAUUUCUUGAACAACUCGGUGCAUUACAGUCUCAGAUCAAGUUAAUCAACGUCAGGGCACUCCCCAAAAGUCCCGCCGAAUGAGCUCUGCGGACGCUCUGACAUGUCUGGCAUUUUCCCCCGACGGUCAGAAGAUUGCCAGCGGCACUGCUCGUUCGGGGGUGACCAUCACCGAUAUGUCGUCGAGGAGCGAGCACCAACUACAAAUGCUUGCAGACCGUCACAUACACGUCACUGCUGUGGCAUGGUCUUCUGAUGGACAAAAAAUCAUGAGCGCAUCGCCUGACCACACAAUGUAUUGUUGGGACGCCACUUCGUCCCACCCUCUUGGACCACCAUUUGAAGAGCACAAAGACGUCAUCCUCGCAGCAGGAUUUCUUCCUGACUCAUCUCGUGCAAUGAGCUUAUCGAGGGAUGGAGAGUUGCUCGUGUGGGACACAGGGAGCGGGGUAGUCACUCAACAAGUAACAGUGUCGAAUGCUGCUCAAACCAUUUUCGUGGCGACUCUAUCAAUGGAUAGUAGUCUCCUUAUCACUAGCGAUACAAGAGAGGGCGUUGCCUGGGGGAUACCAAAGUGUGCACGAAUGGCGGAGAUAGCACUUCCAGAUAUACCAUUACUUCAGGCCGCUAUUAUUCCGAAUAGUCGUCCUCAAGUCGUCCUUGCAUUUGGCGACCGGUCUUUCUGGAAAUGGGACAUCAACACGGGGAAGCAUGAUGAUGCACGCUUUGAAGGUCUUGGUGAAGAUGAUAUCCCUUUUGCCAUGGUGGCUUCUCCAGAUGGCAACCUUUUGGCGCUGGAAAUUGACGGCGACGUCGAUCGCCCUACUCAUUUCUAUGACAUCAAGGGUCACGAAUUACCUGCCUCCAACAUGAGAUGUACACAUCCAUUUGCAUUUUCACCUGACAGCAAAUAUUUUGCGGCCUCGAGCGUGCCCUCGGAUUCGAAGGAUGGCUCUUGUAAGCUAAUUAUCCGUUCAGUAGAAGAGGCAAGGACACACCACAUGUUUAAUCCCGGCUACUAACGAAGUGAACUAGAUUCUUGGUUGUAGGCCUGUUGAUGUGAGAUCUAGGUCUAUGUUGAAAAAAAACUAUCUGAUGGUGUGCAACAGUUCCCUGCAAUAACUACCCCGAGAGCCAAAGGAAAACAACGUUCCCUAGGACUCAACACGGGUUUUUUCGAUGAACCACCACGUACAUCUGGUAGUACAAGAGGUCGCGCUGUAAGAUAUCCCAGAUUUGAAUUCAAGCAUACGUUA
Suillus clintonianus is the source of this 1380-nucleotide messenger RNA. RefSeq names its product WD40-repeat-containing domain protein. Lineage: Eukaryota; Fungi; Basidiomycota; Agaricomycetes; Boletales; Suillaceae. Bases 205 to 1146 code for a protein of 313 amino acids. The record is from RefSeq and is a predicted model, not a curated record. The transcript has 2 exons. Gene Ontology annotation, molecular function: protein binding.